This is a messenger RNA of Ictidomys tridecemlineatus (thirteen-lined ground squirrel), 207 nucleotides long. RefSeq names its product UPF0729 protein C18orf32 homolog. NCBI's taxonomy places the organism in Eukaryota, Metazoa, Chordata, Mammalia, Rodentia, Sciuridae. The record is from RefSeq and is a predicted model, not a curated record.
AUGGUGCACAUUCCUUGCGUCGUCAUUCCUACUCUCUGGAUCUACAGAAAAUUCCUGGAGCUGUAUGUACACUGAAUGAUAUUCUCUUUUGUUAGAUGAAUAAGGCCUAGAAAAGGAUCCAGUGAUGAAAGCAAAAGCAAAGUAGACUGUGAGGAUGCAGACAGGAGUGGGAUUAUCACAAAAGGGCCAACAGAAAUCUCUGAUUAA